AUGGCAUCACGGCAGGCCUCAAAGAGGGCAUCACGGCAGGAAUCGCCGCCGACGUCACCGCCAGCACCACCGGCGGUACCACGGCCGCCACCACCGCAGGCACCACUACCCGCUCCGGUACCGGCAGCAGGACCCGGUGGAGCGCAGACGCCGCAGCCCACGGUGUUCGCGCCGAUAGCCGGAAUGCCUAUGGCCGGACCUAUGGCCGAACCUGUGGCCAGAACGCCUAUGGCCGGACACAUGGCCGGACCCACGGCCGGACCCACGGCCGGACCCACGGCCGAACCUACGGCCGCACCUACGGCCGCACCUACGGCCGCACCUACGGCCGGGCAUACGGCCGGACAUACGGCCGAACCUAAGGCCGAACCUAUGGCCGGACCCAUGGCCGGACCUACGGCCGGACCUACGGCCGGACCUAUGGCCGGACCUAUGGCCGGACCUAUGGCCGGACCUAUGGCCGGACCCAUCGCCAGACCUAUGGCUGGAAUGCCUAUGGCCGGACCUAUGGCUGGAAUGCCUAUGGCCGGACCUAUGGCUGGAAUGCCUAUGGCCGGACCUAUGACUGGAAUGUCUAUGGCCGGACCUAUGGCCGGACCUAUGGCCGGACCCAUGGCCGGAACUAUGGUCGGACCUACGGCCGGACCUGCGGCCGUACCUAUGGCCGGUAUGUCUAUGGCCGGACCUAUGGCUGGAAUGCCUAUGGCCGGACCUAUGGCCGGAAUGCCUAUGGCCGGACCCAUGGCCGGAACUAUGGCCGGACCUACGGCCGGACCUAUGGCCGGACCUAUGGCCGGACCUAUGGCCGGAAUGCCUAUGGCCGGAAUGCCUAUGGCCGGACCUAUGGCCGGAAUGCCUAUGGCCGGAAUGCCUAUGGCCGGUCCCAUGGCCGGACCUAUGGCCGGAAUGCCUAUGGCCGGACCUACGGCCGGAUGGGCUAUGGGCGGACCUAUUGCCGGACCCAUGACAGGACCCAUGGCCGGACCCAUGGCCGGACCUACGGCCGGACCCAUGGCCGGUCCCAUGGCCGGACCUACGGCCGGUCCCAUGGCCGGACCUAUGGCCAGAAUGGAUAUGGCCAGAAUGGAUAUGGCCGGAAUGCCGGUGGUUGGCGGUCAUAUGAAUGCGUGGCGCGGACCCUACGUACAAAUGCCGAUGCCGGGAUUGGCGCCGUCGGAAGUCCCGGAGUACCGGGGCUGCCCCGCGGGCCUGGAAUAUCUGAAGAAGAUCGACCAACUGCUUGUCCACCAGCAGGAGGAGUCGGAGGAAAGUUUCCUGCCGUUGGAGAUGGGGAAAGAAUACGUCGUGAAGAACAGCAUGAGCCAGUUCGUCUUCAUGGCGAUAGAGCACAGCAACGUCAUCAGUCGCCAAUUCAGCCGCAUCCGGCCCUUCGUGAUGUCGCUGGUCGACUACCGCAAAGUCGUAGUGUUGCGGCUUCAGCGGCCACUUCGCUACGACUGCACCCUCUGUUUUUGCUGCCUCCAGGUUUUCCCCGAACAUCUUUGCAAAAUUCUCUGA
Molecule: messenger RNA, 1518 nt
Organism: Dermacentor andersoni
Lineage: Eukaryota; Metazoa; Arthropoda; Arachnida; Ixodida; Ixodidae
Source: RefSeq, a predicted model, not a curated record